GGUGAGGGAACCAUUGAUUCGCUUCAUUUCCCGCUCCAACCCACCUCCUCUCUCUCAAAUCUUUGUCGUCUUGAGCCCUCCUCCUCCUUUGCUUCGUCCGAUUUGCAGGGUUUGUCUUCUUCCCGACAAUCUUGAAGUAGAUGGGUACGACGCGAUUCGGUACAUGAAGUACGGGGUACUGCCGUCUCCGUUUCCGUGCACGCAGCUUCGCAUGCGGCGGGCUUAUCCCCACAAGAUGGCUGCUUUUAGUGCUCUCUCCCCCUGUCCCUACAUGCCCACUUGCCCCAAGAACAAGAGCCCUGGCAAGACCUCUGUUUCUUGCUCUGUUGCUGGUACGCAUGGGUCUAAAAUUCCAAGCAAGAAGUCUGGAAGAAUGGAAGGAGCUGGAAAAAGUAUGGAAGAUUCUGUUAAGCGCAAGAUGGAGCAAUUUUAUGAAGGUUCUAAUGGCCCACCACUCCGUGUUCUUCCGAUUGGUGGGUUGGGUGAAAUUGGGAUGAAUUGUAUGCUUGUUGGGAACUUCGAUCGGUAUAUCUUGAUUGAUGCUGGUGUCAUGUUUCCAGACUACGAUGAACUUGGAGUGCAAAAAAUCAUCCCCGACACCACAUUUAUUAGGAGAUGGAGCCACAAAAUUGAAGCAGUUGUUAUAACUCAUGGCCAUGAAGAUCACAUUGGUGCGUUGCCUUGGGUGAUCCCAGCGCUGGACUCUCGCACACCGAUAUUUGCUUCAUCCUUUACUAUGGAGCUUAUAAAGAAGCGUUUGAAGGAGAAUGGGAUUUUUGUUCCAUCGAGGUUGAAGAUAUUUAGAGCAAAGAAGAAGUUUGUGGCAGGGCCUUUUGAGAUAGAGCCUAUAACGGUUACCCAUUCUAUCCCCGAUUGUUGUGGGUUAGUACUUCGCUGUGCAGAUGGUACAAUUUUCCAUACUGGAGACUGGAAAAUCGACGAAUCACCAUUGGAUGGGAACGUCUUUGACCGUGAAUCUCUGGAACAGCUCGCCAAGGAAGGUGUCACGCUGAUGAUGAGCGACUCUACAAAUGUGCUUGCACCUGGGAGGACGACAAGCGAGACUUCUGUUGCAGAUGCAUUAUUGAGACAUAUUUCUGCUGCUAAAGGGAGGGUUGUUACUACUCAGUUUGCCUCAAACAUACACAGGCUUGGAAGUGUAAAAGCUGCUGCAGAUUUAAUGGGUAGAAAGAUGGUCCUUGUUGGCAUGUCGCUGAGGACAUAUCUGGAUGCAGCUUGGAAGGAUGGGAAGGCAUCAAUUGAUCCAUCAACACUGAUUAAAGUGGAAGAUAUUGAUGCAUAUGCUCCAAAGGAUCUUCUAAUUGUCACAACGGGCUCCCAAGCAGAACCACGAGCUGCCCUGAACCUUGCUUCUUAUGGAAGUAGUCAUUCCCUCAAAUUGAACAAGGAAGACAUGAUACUAUAUUCCGCUAAGGUGAUUCCUGGUAACGAAUCGCGAGUGAUGAAAAUGAUGAACCGCUUAGCAGAUAUUGGGUCAACUGUGGUAAUGGGUAGGAAUUCGGGGCUGCAUACAUCUGGUCAUGGAUAUCGGGAAGAAUUGGAUGAAGUGCUGAAGAUUGUGAAGCCCCAACAUUUUGUUCCUAUACAUGGAGAACUCUUGUUCUUGAAGGAACAUGAAUUGCUUGGCAAAUCAACGGGUAUACGACACACAACUGUCAUAAAAAAUGGAGAGAUGCUGGGGGUUUCUCAUUUGAGGAACAGAAGAGUCCUGUCUAAUGGUUUUAUCUCCCUUGGGAAGGAGAAUUUACAGUUGAUGUAUAGUGAUGGUGAUAAAGCAUUUGGUACGUCAACUGAGCUUUGCGUAGACGAGAGACUAAGGAUUGCUUCUGAUGGCAUUGUUGUGGUCAGCAUGGAAAUUCUGAGGCCUCAGAGUGUAGAUGGUGUGGUGGAAGGAAGUUUAAAAGGAAAGAUACGAAUUACUACUCGUUGCUUGUGGCUUGACAAGGGGAAGCUCUUGGAUGCGCUUCAUAAAGCUGCCCAUGCUGCGCUUUCUAGCUGUCCUGUUAACUGUCCCCUGUCCCACAUGGAAAGAACUGUGUCUGAAGUUCUGAGGAAGAUGGUGCGAAAAUACAGUGGUAAAAGGCCCGAAGUGAUUGCCAUUGCUGCAGAAAAUCCAGAUGCAGUCCUCUCUCAUGAGAUUGAAAAUAGGUUAUCUGGAAAGUCACAUGUCACCUUUGGGAUGUCUGCACUUAAGAAAAUGGUUGGUGGUAGUCCGAAGAAAACAAAAUCAAGCAAGAGGCAACUGGAAGAUGGCAAUGGCCACCAUUAUUCAGAGAAAUAUUCAGAGCGGAGUUCUGAAGGUGAGGACAUUGAAGACAAAAGGUUUUUGCCUGAGGAAAACACUCCUACUACAAGUUCAGACUUAUCAGAAACACAAACUGCGUCUUCCAGCACUAAUGAUGGGGAUGAUUUUUGGAAAUCAUGUCUUACUUCAUCUCCUGUGGAUAAAUUGACAAGAGAUGUCAACGGUUUCUUCCAAAUAAAUGACGCUGAGUUGGAGUCCACAGAAGAUGGAACUGAGAGUAAUGGUGAGGACUCCUUGCAAAUGUCAACUACUCAGGCAAAACCUUCCAAGCCUCUGAAAAGGAACAAAUGGAAACCCGAGGAGAUUAAGAAGUUGAUUAAAUCGCGUGGACAGUUGCACAGCAAAUUUCAAGUUGUGAAGGGCAGAAUGGCCCUCUGGGAGGAGAUAUCGACAAACUUAUUAGGAGAUGGAAUUGGCCGUAGUCCAGCACAGUGCAAAUCUCUAUGGACCUCUUUAGUUCAGAAAUACGAGGAAAGCAAAAGCGGGGAUAAAAGCAGAAAAAGUUGGCCAUACUUUGAGGAGAUGGAUGAAAUUUUAUCUGACAUUGAGGCACCAGCAUCAAAAUAAUAUUUUCCCCCUUUGCCUUUUCAAGAUGAGAAACUACAAGCACCUAGAAAAGUCCCUUGGCGGUGAGAUUUUGGGGCAGAAGCUUGGGCGAAUACGGAAGGUUACCAAUGGAGAUGACCUAAGCUGUGAUUUGGUGCACAUAUCAUGAUUUUUCAUGCUCCUGCCAUCAGGUACAGGAGGUUUUCAGUAGUUUGUUGGGAUCAGAUAGAGGAUAUCCAUCAUUUCCUUGUCUAUUAUGGGGCCUCAAUGAAGUUGGACAGUGAGAUAUAUAUUUGCAAGUGAAUUCACUUGUUCA
Molecule: messenger RNA, 3188 nt
Organism: Rhodamnia argentea
Lineage: Eukaryota; Viridiplantae; Streptophyta; Magnoliopsida; Myrtales; Myrtaceae
Product: ribonuclease J
Exons: 17
Coding region: 164-2893 (909 amino acids)
Source: RefSeq, a predicted model, not a curated record